Molecule: messenger RNA, 1722 nt
Organism: Penicillium odoratum
Lineage: Eukaryota; Fungi; Ascomycota; Eurotiomycetes; Eurotiales; Aspergillaceae
Product: MDR family MFS transporter
Exons: 3
Coding region: 1-1722 (573 amino acids)
Biological process (GO): transmembrane transport
Molecular function (GO): transmembrane transporter activity
Source: RefSeq, a predicted model, not a curated record
AUGACUGGACCUACACGGUUAGAGAAAGCUGAUUCCGAGAUAGAAAAUCAAGAUGAGCCAGAGCAACCACGCCCCUUCUCACCACCACGAGGACUACCUGGAGGCCCUGCAGAGAGCCAAUACCAGCCCAAGACACUUCAAUUCUGGCUAAUAAUCCUAUGCAACUUCUUAUCGCUAUUACUUGUCGCAUUAGACCGAACAAUCAUCGCAACGGCCAUCCCUCGCAUCACCGACGAAUUCCACAGCCUGGGCGAUAUUGGCUGGUAUGGAUCCGCCUAUAUGCUAGCCAGUGCGUCCGCACAGCUACUUUUUGGACGAAUUUACAAAUUCUACAAUAUGAAAUGGGUGUUCCUUUCUUCAGUUCUUCUUUUCGAAAUUGGGUCAGCAAUCUGCGGCGCUGCUCCUACCUCCAACGCCUUUAUUGCAGGACGUGCUAUUGCGGGAUUUGCUUCCGCCGGGAUCUUCUCUGGGUGUAUGUUGAUCAUCAUCCUCAUGGUACCUCUUCACAAGCGGCCGAUGUAUCAAGGUUUGUUUGGGGCUGUUUUUGGAAUUGCUUCGGUUAUGGGUCCACUUGUUGGUGGAGCUUUCACCACGAGUGUAACUUGGAGGUGGUGUUUCUAUAUCAAUCUUCCCAUCGGAGGAGCUGGUCUGGUAGCUAUGACCUGGAUCUGGCACCCGCCAAAAGUCCAGCAUGAAUCUGGUCCAAUUCUAAUGCAAAUCAAACGCCUGGACCCCCUGGGGAUGAUUUUCUUUAUACCGGCAAUGGUCUGUCUCCUUCUAGCUUUCCAAUGGGGAGGUUCAACAUACGCGUGGAGUAGUGGUCGCAUCAUUGCGUUAUUUACCAUGUUCGGCAUCUUGAUUCUCAUCUUCGCGGCCAUUCAAGUUUGGAAGCCUGAGACAGCCACGAUCCCUGCAAGGGUUAUCACUCAACGCAGUAUCUUCCGUGCCGCGGUAUUCCUCUUUUUCACCUCCAGCUCCAUGAUUAUGAUGAUUUACUAUGUUCCAAUUUGGUUUCAAACCGUCAAGCUGGUCAAUCCUGUCAAGUCUGGCAUCUAUACACUACCACUCGUCCUCAGUCUCGUCGUUGCAAGUUUUAUUGGCGGCCUAGCCACGCAAAAAAUCGGAUACUAUGUUCCAGUCAUGUACAUCGGCCCAAGCCUCAUGGCGAUAGGACUAGGUCUCAUGACCACCUUCGACCUCAAUACUGGCUCAUCACACUGGAUCGGUUAUCAAUUUCUAUUCGGAUCUGGGCUCGGCCUCACAAUGCAGAUUACUGGACUGGUGGUUCAACGGAUUCUGCCACCACAGGAUAUCUCGAUUGGCACUGCGCUGAUGUUCUUCGUCCAGCAAAUUGGUGGGAGUAUUUUCGCCACGGUCGGACAAACAAUUCUAAGUAAUAUACUCGGUUCGCAUCUGAGUGGGAUUCCAGGCCUUGACACGGCAUUGGUUGUCAAUCAAGGAGCGACCAACUUAGGAUCCGUGGUGCCUUCGCGUGAUAUUGUGGUAGUUCAACGGGCGUAUAACGAUGCCUGUAGGAGAAUUUUCUUCACGGCUCUAGGGCUUAUAUUCGUAUCUUUGAUCAGCGCGUGUGGUAUGGAGUGGAAGAGUAUCAAGAAAGGCAAAAAUGGUCAAGGUGGUCCGGAGCACGCAGAAGACAGUAAUGAUGCUGGCAAGUCAGACGAAUCUAGCCAGCCACUGCCAAAACGGACUGAAAGAAGUUGA